UUGGCGGCUAGCGUUCUUUUUCCUAAUCAUCAUUAUUUUGAGUUUUUCGAUAUAAGUUUUUGUGGCUUAUGUAGUAACCAUGUUUACUUAAAAUCUUUUUCAACGAGUGUUAAGCAUAUUUAGAAUACAAGUUGUGAACGUUUUGCCAUAAUAAAGUAUCGUAAGUGCAAAAUAUGGAACGUUACCAACGUAAAACCCCGCUGGAUGUAUUAAAGUCCAUGUGGGUAAUAAUUCGUGGAGUUAACGGGGAAGAAAUCGAACACACCAGACUAGUCAAACAUUUGCAGAAAAUAUUCACUACCGCUGGUGAUAACAUUGAGUCGUAUGUGAGCAACGCAGUGGUCGACGGAUUAAUUCAAAUCGUAGAGAAACCUAAGAAACCUAAGCCAAAAUCAGUUUACCAUUACACAUUACCUGAUAUUACUAAUUUUUCCUUUCCUGAAGAACAUCCGGAUGUUUACUGUUUUGAGUGUCAUCUUGAAGGUAAUAUGUUAAAAUGUUGUGGAUGCUUGCGGGUGUUCCAUCGAGGAUGUAUUAGAACUUCGACGGAUAAACAACUUGAAAUGGAGCGAUUUACUACCAAAUACAAACGCGUUAAUAUAUCGGCUUUUGGUAUAGCUGAUGGGACUAAUCGAGAGAGACGUUCCGUGAGUCCAUCUACAACUGCUACUAAUCGAAAUACCAUAUCGAAUGCAACAUCUGCAGUAGAUUCAAACAAAAACAGUGCUUUAUCCAUGAAUUUGGAUAUGACUAAAAGCUCUGUAAAAAGUGAACACGACAUCCAUAAUUUGAAACAAGAGGAUUUUAAACAAACAUUUACUUCGGAUGAACCAGAGUUUGUUGGUGUCAUAAGACCACCUGAUCGUCGGCUUGAAGUACGUUUAAAUACUCCAACCGUUAAACCGGAAGCCAAUGUGUAUAGUAUUAUGGACAGUGACGAAUUCAUGCAUCGAUACUGCUUUCCAUGCCGUCAGGUUUACGGCAAUCAGUACAACCCACCACCAAAUCUGAGCCAACCAGAAUUAAACUAUCUACUUAAGUUUGUCAUUGAUCAAUACAAAUCCUGGCUACCUGAAGAUACUUAUUCUCCUACCAAACUAUUCAAUAAUCGUUCUCGUGUUUCUGAAGUUGUCGACAACUUGGAAUUAUGCAAAACAUUAUUGUUGCGGUCAAAUGUUACCAUCGAUAUGAUGGACAAAAAAAUAAACGAGUCAAGUUAUACAACCCUUGAAGAGUUCAGCGGAGAUAUUUUAGAUAUAGCUCACAACAUUGGCAUCAUCCAUGGAGCUAAUUCACUAGAAUACAAUGCAGUAAUGUAUUUUGUAACAGACUGUGUCUAUGACCUAUACGAAAUUCGUCAGUGUCCGGAUUGCUUUCGACAUUCUAACGAGAAAGCAGAACCUGAUUGGUUUGCAAGACCUUGUAUUACACGCCAUGAGCUUGUGUUCGCAAAACAAAAAGGGUAUCAAUACUGGCCUGCAAAAGUGAUUCGGGUACAUAACAAUCUGUAUGAUGUCCGAUUUUUUGGAGACAAACAUUCUCGUGCAGUCAUCGAAGAUACUUGUGUCAAGUCCAUUGAUACUGACUUUGAAGUUUUAAAAAUUAAUCCUAAGCAAAGAGGGUUUCAAAAAGCCAUGGACGAAUUACUCAAACAUCAAGCUCUUAUUAGUCUUCCUAAGGAUUACUACGCGUUCGGUAGUCAAAGAACGACACCCAUAAGUAUCAUGCUUCAAAUGUCAAACACAAGCGCGAUUCUUGCUGGAAAAAAACGAGGAAGAAAGCCAAAAUCACAAUUUUCUCGAAAUUUGCUUGCGUCAUCGGAGAGUAGUGUAUCAAACAACAGAGUAAUUGAGAAGAUGUCUCUAGAAUCGGAAAGAACUGUAACACCAAAUAACGUAUCUGCCAAUGAAAUAAAAAAUGGAACAGCUCCAAGAUCAACUCGUCAGAAGAUUAAACGAUUGACCGAUCCUGUAAAUAAUGAAAAUUCUCCAUCCAUUCCCAAACGAAUUCGAUCGGUUUUGGAUGUAGAACCGUUUACUGGACCAGGCUCAAGUGCAAUAACAACAAUUAAGACGAAUGACAAACAUUCAGCAGAAUCGACAGGUCCAUUUAAUGAAAUGUGUAAGCCGCGCAGUCCCCGCAUAAAAGCUCAACUAAGACGUCAAUACUCAGAUGAUGUUAUUAAGCUUAAGGCAUUGAUGGACGAGAUGCAUGACAUCGAGAAGGUUAAGUACCUUGCAGUAAAUGCUCUUCAGGAGGAUAUAAAUCGAUGGCAGCAAAAAAUUCGCAUUCUAGUUUCUGAAUACAACUCACGUAUCGCUGAAGUAAAACAUAAACAGUGGUGCAACAGCUGUGAACUUGAGUCCAUCCUCCAUUGCUGCUGGAACACAUCGUACUGCUCUCGAGAUUGUCAAGAGAGAGAUUGGCCUGAUCACAAGAAGCUACAUAAAUUUACUAGGCAAUGAUGCUGCUAUUUUACAAUGUAUAUUUUUUAAUUUUAUUCUCAAGGUUGAAUUUGAAAUUCCCUGUGUUAAUGUUUUGUUGAUAUUAAUAUUGUUAGCAUAAUAUGCGAUAUUUGUGAUAGUUUCAGAAAUAUCUAUUUAAAUUUUCUCAGACAACAUUUGAAUUACAAAUUAGCACAUUCGUUGUGAAAAUUACUGAACUGAAUAAAUUAAUUAUGUGCAGCUGUAUAGAAUAUAA
Molecule: messenger RNA, 2700 nt
Organism: Malaya genurostris
Lineage: Eukaryota; Metazoa; Arthropoda; Insecta; Diptera; Culicidae
Product: zinc finger MYND domain-containing protein 11
Exons: 8
Coding region: 174-2465 (763 amino acids)
Biological process (GO): regulation of transcription elongation by RNA polymerase II
Molecular function (GO): transcription corepressor activity; protein binding
Source: RefSeq, a predicted model, not a curated record